Molecule: messenger RNA, 4359 nt
Organism: Metopolophium dirhodum (rose-grain aphid)
Lineage: Eukaryota; Metazoa; Arthropoda; Insecta; Hemiptera; Aphididae
Exons: 5
Coding region: 1-4359 (1452 amino acids)
Biological process (GO): DNA integration
Molecular function (GO): nucleic acid binding
Source: RefSeq, a predicted model, not a curated record
AUGGAAGGAGUACACUACCGCCCCGCCGAUUGGAACGCGGCUGCCCACAGGGGUCACAGCUUGGGUGGCCUCAAGCCUGGUUACUCGGUGGGCUUCGGCUCAGCAGAUUUAGCCCCGAGAAUCGCUUCGGCGUCAACGGCGAAAUACAUUGAUCCCCGAAAGAGCUAUUGGGAUCACGUGGUGGCCAUCAGCUCCAAAUCUGCCAGCCUCUAUAGGAGACUCAGGAACCUUUACUCCGCCAAUUGGAGAAUGAAAAACACGGCAGCCAGAAUGAUUUACAGAGGCGUGUUCCUGCCCAGGGUAACUUACGCCUCAGAAAUUUGGGCGAACGGAGCCAAACUCGAGAAGAAUCGAAAGAAACACCUCAGCGCUCAGAGGGCACCGCUACUGGCCAUAAAGGGGGCCUACAAAACGUCAUCCACGAACUGUCUGGCAGUAGUAGCCAGAACAGUUCCACUCGACCUGGAAGGGAAGCACAAUACUUUACUUCAUUAUGAAAGAAAAGGGGAAUCUUCGAAAUCUGUGAGUGACGAGGACACGCCUGAAGAAGGUGUAGCUUCGUCUUCGAACCAAACUGGCUCAAAAAAGGUAUUACUAGUUCAUCAAGGACAUGGCCACGUAUUCUUGUCAACAGCAGUAGUUCUAGUAAGGGACCAUCAAGGCGUGCGUAGGAAAUGCCAUGCCAUACUAGAUAGUGGUUCGCAGGUUAACUUCAUAUCCAAGGGACUAGCAAAACAACUACAAUUACCAGCUGCAAGGUCGUCGAUUCCAGUUAGUGGCAUAGGAGCAAACACACUCCAGUCUAGUACCUAUGUUGAUGUACAUGUUGAAUCCAGGUUUGGUUCAUCGAGUUUCAACUUAUCUUGUCAUACCUUACCUGUUAUCAUGUCACAACUACAACCUGUUCGUCCUCCAGUGGAAGGCUGGACAAUUCCAAGUGAGCUAUUACCACAGCUAGCUGACCCUCAUUUCUGUGAUUCCAAACAAAUCGAUCUAUUGAUUGGAGGUGGUGCAUUCUUUGAUAUAUUGCAGCCAAGUCGUAUACAGCUGGAUGUGAAGAUGUCGUUGGAAAAGGAAUCUAAGGCAAUUCUCGGCCACGAGGAUGUUUUGUACGACAAACAAUCAAAGGCAAACCAGUGUUCUAUCGAAGAAAACCAUGCGCUCGAACAUUUUCAGUCCACAUUUAGACGAAAUGAGGAAGGUCGUUUCGUGCUGCAAUUACCCGUCAAAACAGACCUAACUAAUUUAGGUCAGAGUGUCAACUCAGCUACAUCUAGGUUUCUCAGUAUGGAGAGAAAACUACAGCAAGAUGCAGACUUGCGAAUUGAGUACACGAAGUUCAUGAAAGAUUAUCUGGAGAUGGGCCAUAUGCAAGAAGUUGUGAAGGAAUCGAAUAUUCCUAAGCGAUCAUGCUACUUACCACACCAUGCAGUAUUCAAGAGCUCAAGUUUAACAACUAAAAUUCGAAUCGUUUUUGACGCCUCAGCGAGAACUUCUUCAGGGUUGUCACUCAACGACGUAUUGAUGCGAGGCCCAAAGACGCAGGAGGACAUAUUCUCAAUUCUUACGCGUUUUAGAAAAUAUCAAUAUGUGAUUUCGUCUGACAUUGAGAAGAUGUUCCGACAAGUAGCUGUGGCAGAACAAGACUGGGAUCUCCAACGGAUUUUCUGGCGAAAUAAUCCUAGUGACGCUUUGCGGACCUAUCGAUUGGUCACCGUAACUUAUGGUACAAAACCAGCCUCGUUCAUGACAACGCAGUGUUUGGUAACGUCGGCACAACAAGCGUACGAACAUUUUCCCAGAGCUGCGGACGCGAUAACGAAGGAUUUUUAUAAGGAUGAUCUUAUGACGGGAGGUGAAACCGAAGCUGAAUGUAUUCAAUUGCACCAAGAGAUAACGUCAAUUCUAGCCUCAGCAAAAUUACCUCUAAGAAAGUGGUGUUCGAAUUCCUCUUACGUCUUGGGACAUAUUGGUAAAAAUGUCAGGGACCCCUUAUUCACCUUGGAAUUAGGAGAUAAAGAAAUGGUCAAGUUCAAUGUCAUACCAACUCCAGCACGAUCAAAAUUGACCAAAAGAACACUGCUAUCCGAUUUGAACAAGGUGUUUGACCCCAUAGGUUUUAUAGCCCCAAUACUCGUAAAAGGAAAGAUAUUUUUACAGCAGGUAUGGGCUUUGAAAAUUGAUUGGGAUAGUCCCUUGUCUUCAGACAUUCAUGAUCGGUGGAUGUCAUUCCAUAAGGAUUUAGAGAAACUGCAAAAUAUAUCCAUCCCAAGAAAGGUUCUACCAAAACCAAAUGAAUUCCAAAUACACGGAUUCUGUGAUGCGUCGCAAGAAGCCUAUGGGGCUUGCAUAUAUGUACGAUCGCACUGUUCUGAAAAUACGUGGCAGGUUCGACUGCUGUGUGCUAGGAGUCGUGUAGCGCCAAUAAAGGGUUCAACAAUUCCUCGUCUUGAACUGAAUGGUGCCUUGGUAUUAGCACAAUUACUCCAAAAGCUAACGGAUGCUUGGGAAAUUGAUCGUCAUAAGUGUCAUUUGUGGACAGAUUCCACUGUAGUUCUUAGUUGGUUAAAUGCACAAUCCAAUCGAUUAAAGGUGUACGUCAGCAAUCGCGUUAAUCAGAUCUUAGAGCUUACAAAUGCAUCGCAAUGGAAUUAUGUAAGAACAGAUAAGAACCCUGCUGAUAUGAUAUCUCGAGGUACUAAUGUAACGGAGAUAAGUGCUUCUAAACUUUGGUGGAAUGGACCUGAUUGGUUAGGCAUAUCAGACGAGUUGUGGGAAAAGGUCCCAAGAAAUAUAUUGAAGGAAGAAGAAAUACCUGAGCAACGCACAAUACAAUUUGCAUUAGUUGGAGUUCAAUCUAAUCAAGAGUUGGUCCAACAUUACUCCUCCUGGUCACGACUGAAGAGAGCAACAGCUUGGUUAAAAAGAUUUGUAGAAUAUUUGAGAACAAGAGGGGUACCAAGUGAAGUUUAUUUGUCUGUAAGAGAACUGCAAGCGGCCGAAGUAUGUAUACUGAAACAAGUCCAAGCCGAAUGUUUCCUUGAUGAGUUACGAUCUCUGGAAUCUCAAGGGGAGUUGAACCUAAAAAGUAAACUGAAGUCCCUACGUCCAUUUAUAAAGGAAGGACUAAUCUUGGUUGGUGGACGUUUGAACAAUUCUGGGUUGUCAAUGUUACAAAGGCACCCGAUCGUGUUGCCCGCAAAUCAUAAGGUGACUCGGUUAAUAUUUGAACAAAUACAUUUAGAGCAAUUACAUUGUGGGCCUCAAGCUUUGCUUGCUGAGGUGAGACGAAGGUACUGGCCGUUAAGAAGUCGAGUGAUGGCUCGUUCCGUGGUAUCACGUUGCGUGAAAUGCACCCGAGCCAAACCAACAUUUAAUGCUCCCUUGAUGGCUCCAUUACCCAAGGAAAGGGUCCAAGUCGCACGAUCGUUCGCUGUUACUGGGGUCGAUUUUGCUGGACCAAUCAUCAUAAGAAGCGGUAUAAGGCGAGUGAUAGGCGUGAAGGCCUGGAUAGCCGUUUUCGUAUGUUUUACCACAAGAGCAGUUCAUUUGGAGAUGGUGGAAGAUCUAUCGAGCCAAGCCUUCCUGGCAUCGUUGCGUCUAUUCACGGCGCGUAGAGGCUUAUGUUCAACAAUAUUUAGCGAUAACGGUACAAAUUUCGUUGGAGCAAGAAGAGAGCUGUACAUGCAUGUAAAGGCUGCUCAUCCACAGAUAGCCCAGAGAGGUAUUGAAUGGAGAUUUAACCCACCAUCAGCACCGCAUUUCGGUGGCCUAUGGGAGAGUGCGGUUAAAAGUGCAAAACACCAUUUAACCCGUAUGAUGAGUGAUGCCAAGCUAACUAUUGGUGAAUUAUCAACACUAUUGUGCCAGAUAGAAGCUUGCCUUAACUCACGACCGCUGACCCCAAUGAGCAGCGACCCAUCUGACUUAGAGGUACUAACCCCAGCUCAUUUCCUUGUAGGCAGUCCUAUCUCGUUACCUCCUGAGGUCGACCUGAGACAGGAACCAUUGAAUAGUCUUAAAAGAUGGAAGUAUGUACAGGCGUUAAUGCAACAUUUUUGGCGAAGAUGGUCUAGCGAAUAUUUACCUCAGUUACAAAUUAGAGGAAAAUGGACUAGUAAUAAAACUCCAUUAAAAAUUUGUGAUAUUGCUAUUAUAAGGGAUGAAAACACACCACCCACAAAAUGGAAACUGGGAAGAGUAGUUAACGUGCAUCCUGGUAAUGACGGGAUCAUAAGAGUAGUAACAAUGCGCCUCGGAUCCGGGGCAGAAUUGAAGCGUCCGACAGUCAAACUAUGCCGACUACCAACAGACAAGGACAUAAAUAUAGAUGCAGACGAAGAGGUAGUUGAAAAAUAA